UCUCUGCUCAUCGCAUUCAUUCAUUUGUUCGUUCAUACGGACGGACAGAGGCAACGAAUAAUUAAAGCUUAAAGCCAACAGAAUCACAUGGCGACAUCCACAUCCUUUUCUUCCCACUCUUUCCUCCCCCAUUCUCCUUGAUUUUUUGUUUUCUUCUAUUUUCCUCAAAGCUGCAAUUCGAGCUCCCGUCGUCGCCUCUCCCAUGGGAGUUUAUUCAAGAACUGUUACCGUCGUUUCGCCCAAAUGGACGGCUUUUCUCUGUAUUGCUUGCUUCUGUUCUGGAAUGUUCUUCGCCAACAGAUUAUGGACAAUUCCCGAAACAAGGGGUGUCACGAGAUCAGUAACGUCGGUUGAAGCCGAGACAUUAAAGCUAGUGUCCGAAGGCUGUGAUCCCAACUUUAGUGGCAUAAAAAGAGUCCCAAAGGCGAUAUUUCGGGAUGACGCCAAGACUCAACACACUUCACAAACAUUGGACAAGACCAUUUCAACUUUGGAGACAGAGUUAGCUGCUGCGAAGGCGGCGCACGAUUCAAUUUUGAAUGGCUCUCCCCAAUAUAAUUCGGACAAGGGCUCCUCCCAUAGAAGAAAGUAUUUCAUGGUUAUUGGAGUAAAUACGGCAUUUAGCAGUAGGAAAAGACGGGACUCAGUUCGAGCAACGUGGAUGCCACAAGGGGAAAAACGAAUGAAGUUAGAGUCGGAGAAAGGAAUUGUUGUUCGUUUCGUCAUUGGUCACAGUGCAACAUUAGGGGGUGUACUUGAUAGGUCAAUAGAAGCCGAAAAUAAGAAGCAUGGUGACAUCUUGACGUUGGAUCAUGUCGAGGGUUAUCUCGAGUUGUCGGCCAAGACAAAGACUUACUUCACAACAGCCGUGUCGCUAUGGGAUGCAGAAUAUUAUGUUAAAGUCGACGAUGAUGUUCAUGUCAACAUUGCUACGCUAGGCGAAACAUUAGCAAGACACCGUAAAAAGCCAAGAGUAUACCUAGGAUGCAUGAAAUCUGGUCCAGUCAUUGCUCAGAGAGGAGUAAGAUACCAUGAACCUGAGCAUUGGAAAUUUGGGGAACCGGGAAACAAGUAUUUCCGACAUGCUACAGGACAGUUAUAUGCCAUCUCAAAAGAUUUGGCUUCAUUCAUUGCGACAAACCAACAUGUUCUCCAUAAGUAUGCGAACGAGGACGUGUCUCUUGGAGCAUGGUUCAUUGGGCUUGAUGUGCGGCAUAUAAAUGAUCGGAGAUUGUGUUGUGGAACUCCGCCCGACUGUGAAUGGAAAGCACAGGCAGGAAACAUGUGCGUUGCUUCGUUUGAUUGGACGUGCAGCGGAAUAUGCAGAUCUGUCGAUAGGAUAAAGGAGGUUCAUCGUCGGUGUGCAGAGCAUGAGGAUGCCGUAUGGAAGGCCACUUUUUGAUAGUCGGGACCUUGAUGGUUAGCUUGCUUGGUUUUCUCCUUUUCCACUUUAUAUAUAUAUGCAUAGCUUUAUGAAACUUCUCCAUUUUAGCCGAGAAGUGAAGCUAUUGCAAAAGCGAUGGCGAUCCGAGCUUUUCAGCAUCAAAGAGGAACUGUAAGAAACUUACAAGUAUAGAUAUAGAUAUAUUCUACAAAAUGUAGAGAUCAUGUAGUCAUGUAUUAAAUCUUGAAUCUUCACUAUAAGCUUGUAAUUAAGUAGUAGUUAUUGUUGAUCCUGUCCAAUCCACUUCUUUUAAUCUUGUCACA
Andrographis paniculata is the source of this 1707-nucleotide messenger RNA. Its product is annotated as probable beta-1,3-galactosyltransferase 3. Gene Ontology annotation, molecular function: hexosyltransferase activity. The record is from RefSeq and is a predicted model, not a curated record. Gene Ontology annotation, cellular component: Golgi membrane. Bases 203 to 1402 code for a protein of 399 amino acids. The transcript has 11 exons. NCBI's taxonomy places the organism in Eukaryota, Viridiplantae, Streptophyta, Magnoliopsida, Lamiales, Acanthaceae.